Molecule: messenger RNA, 321 nt
Organism: Fulmarus glacialis (Northern fulmar)
Lineage: Eukaryota; Metazoa; Chordata; Aves; Procellariiformes; Procellariidae
Gene: LSM1
Product: LSM1, U6 small nuclear RNA associated
Exons: 2
Coding region: 1-321 (106 amino acids)
Biological process (GO): deadenylation-dependent decapping of nuclear-transcribed mRNA
Cellular component (GO): Lsm1-7-Pat1 complex; P-body
Molecular function (GO): RNA cap binding
Source: RefSeq, a predicted model, not a curated record
AUGGAUUAUUUUCUCUCUCUUUUGAUCACUGCAGCAAACUUGGUGUUGCACCAGACUGUGGAGCGCAUCCACGUGGGCAAGAAGUAUGGGGACAUCCCUCGAGGCAUCUUUGUUGUGAGAGGCGAGAACGUUGUUCUGCUGGGGGAAAUAGACCUGGAGAAGGAGAGCGACACACCCCUGCAGCAGGUCUCCAUCGAGGAGAUCCUGGAGGAGCAGCGGGUGGAGCAGCAGGCCAAGCAGGAGUCGGAGAAGCUGAAAGUGCAGGCGCUGAAGGAGCGGGGCCUCUCCGUCCCGCGGGCGGACACCCUGGACGAGUAUUAG